Messenger RNA from Enhydra lutris kenyoni (northern sea otter), 2333 nucleotides. Its product is annotated as mitochondrial elongation factor 2. Gene Ontology annotation, cellular component: mitochondrial outer membrane. NCBI's taxonomy places the organism in Eukaryota, Metazoa, Chordata, Mammalia, Carnivora, Mustelidae. The transcript is spliced from 4 exons. The record is from RefSeq and is a predicted model, not a curated record. Gene Ontology annotation, biological process: positive regulation of mitochondrial fission; mitochondrion organization. The coding region runs from base 183 to 1562 and encodes 459 amino acids.
GGUUCCCGGGUCCUCCGAGUUCCAUUCCCAGGCGGGUCUGGGCUCGGGGGCCCAAGCACAGCCGCCGUGUCCUCCGGUCGCUGUGCUGAAGCCGCGACGCACGUACAGCCGGAGUGUGGCUGGGCGGCCCUUGUCACCCAGGUCCGGGCGUGGAGCGUGCGGCGGACACAGGCAGACGGACCAUGGCAGAGUUCUCCCAGAAGCGGGGGAAGCAGCGUGACGAGGUGCUGGGCGGCACCGUGGACUUCCUCCUGGCUAAUGCCCGCCUGGUGCUGGGCGUGGGUGGGGCCGCUGUGCUCGGGAUUGCUACCCUGGCUGUGAAGCGGCUAAUUGACAGGGCCACCAGCCCUCGAGAUGAGGAUGACGCCAAGGGAGACAGCACAUGCCUGGAGGAGAGCUGGAAGGAACUGAGCCUUCUCAAGGCCACGCCACGUCAGCAGGCCCGGAGCCCACCUGCUGCUCUCAGCCAGCCCGUGGCACUCCCUGCCCCGUCGCCGGCUGCCCCAGAGGGGCCCACAGACACCCGUCCUCAGAUGUCGCCUCCGCUUAGCUCCCCAGCACCGCUGUGCCUGACAUUCCAGGAGAAGCUGCUGGCAUUCGAGCGGGACCACGUGACCAUCCCAGCGGCCCACGUGGUUCUGGCCAAACAGCUGGCCGGCGACAUCGCCCUUGAGCUGCAGGCCUACUUGAGGAACAAGUUCCCGGAACUGCCCUUCGGGGCGCUGGUGCCCAGCGGGCCGCUCUAUGAUGGGCUGCAGGCAGGGGCGGCCGACCGUGUGCGUCUGCUGGUUCCCGUGGUGCUCGAGGAGGGCCUGUGGAGCCUGGUGCCUGGGCUGGACACUGUGGCCAGGGACCCUCGCUGCUGGGCUGUGCGCAGGACUCAGCUGGAGUUCCGUCCCCGCGGGAGCAGCCCCUGGGACCGCUUCCUGGUGGGCGGCUAUCUCUCUUCCCGCGUCCUGCUAGAGCUGCUCCGCAAGGCCCUGGCCUCCUCCGUCAACUGGCCGGCCAUCGGCAGCCUCCUCGGGUGCCUGAUCCGGCCCAGCGUGGCCUCGGAGGAGCUGCUGCUCGAGGUGCAGCACGAGCGCCUGGAGCUCACGGUCGCCGUGCUGCUGGUGGUUCCCGCCGCCGCCACCGAAGAUCCCCUCCUUCUGGCCUGGCCCCUGGAGGGGCUGGCUGGGAACCUGUGGCUGCAGGACUGGUAUCCUGCAGAGGCCGCCAGGCUUCGGGCCCUGGAUGACCGCGACGCCGGGACCCGCCGGCGGCUGCUGCGGCUGCUGUGCGGGGUCUGCCACGGCCACCCGGCCCUGGGGCGGCUGGACCGGUGCCACCUGAGCCAGGUGGUGCUGCGCCUGGGGGAGGCCGAGGCGGACUGGGCCGAGGCGGCCCUGGGGGAGCACUUCCUGCAGGCCCUGGAGGCGCUCAUCGACAGCCUGGCACAGGCCAGCCUGCCCUGCCACUUCGACCCCCGGGUGAACCUCUUCGUCAGCCUUCGAGCAGAGGAGAUCGAUGACCUGGGCUUUGCGCUGUACAGCGGCCUGCAGGCCCCUGAGUGGCUGCUCUAGCUGGGUGGGGAUGGGGCGGCCGGCAGGCGUUCCGACGCGGGUGAGCGGAGAGCACCUCCCCUCCGGGCCUUUGGAGAGCACUUUCCCUCCUGCUUUAGCCAGAGUGAAAGAGGGUGCGUUCUGUGAGCCCACAGGGUUAGCAUGCAUGCGGGCAACGGUCACGGGAGCCCCCCACCUCCCAGUCCCUGAGAGCUCGGUUGGCUGUCCCCAGAGGCAGCCUGCAGCGCCGGCCAUGCACACAUGCCCCGUCAGCCCUUGGGCUGCCCCAGGACCUUGGGCCCAGUCCUUCGUCACCAGCAGUGAACGCACGGACAGAACACGGCUUCUGCUGUCCUAGGCAGGGGAUAAAGGCAGCUCCAUUUUCUGCCCAGAGGGUGAGUUAGCGCUUUCCUCGGGUGCCAGCUCCAGGCAUCUCGAGGCUUCCGGUGCUGGAUGCUAAAGACUGUGUGUUUGUUUCGUCCACCAGGGGCCGGAGUCGCCUGCUACCCUGUCCCCCCACCGGAUUGCAGCUCUGGGGCGGAUUUGAAGGCUGUGUCUCCCAAUGCCACCUGCGUGUCUAGGUAGCUUGUUGCGCUGUUCCCUCUAGCCUGGAGCAGGGCUCAGUCCGACAUGCUGCCCACCUCGUGCCUCUGGGGAAGGCCCCUUUCUCUCCACCUGGGCUCUUGCUCUUUGGGAAGCGGAGGCCCCUGGGGUGGUGGAGGGAGCAGAGGUUCCCUGUGCUGCACGCCUUGCCUGGAGCCAAGGAUGCCCCACGGCCGGAGAGCAGAGGCC